AUGUCGCCAAUUGGGCUCGGCGGCGAUAGCAAGGAGCAGCCGAGCACGGCUCCCGAUCCGGACUAUCUCGUCAAAUGGGAAGACGGAGAAGCCCAGAAUCCGCUGAACUGGUCUAUCCAGUACAAAGCGUGGGUGACCUUUCAGCUGGGCAUGUUGGCCCUGGCGGGGAGUCUCGGCUCCAGCAUCAUGACGCCUACCGACAGUAUCGUGGCUGAGUAUGUUGGGGUGAGUAGUGAGGUUGCUGUGUUGGAUGUCAGCAUGUACCUCAUCGGCUUUGUGUGCGGCCCGAUCUUCUGGGCCCCGAUCUCCGAGAUUUGGGGCCGCAGAGUGAGCAUCCUCCCCGCCGUCUUCUGCCAGGCACUCUUCGCUAUCGGCACUGCGAGAAGCACCAACGCCGUCUCGGUGUACAUCACCCGCUUCUUCACGGGCUUCUUCGGCUCUGCCCCGAUCAGCAAUGUCACAGCCGCCCUCGGGGACAUGUGGAGUCGAGAGACACGUGGGAUCGCAGUCAGCCUGUACGCCGUGGCCGUGAAUGGCGGACCCUCCCUGGGCCCGAUUAUCGGGGCUGCUGUCGUCCUCAACCCUCAUCUCAAUUGGCGCUGGACGGGCUAUAUUCUCGCCAUCUGGGUCAUGGCCACCUUCGUGUUUACCUUCUUCUGUCUGCCCGAGGUGUACCCGCCGGUGCUGCUGAAGCGGAAAGCCCAGCGCCUGCGGAAAGAGACAGGCGAACAACGGUAUUACCACCCGCAGGAGCACAUCCAGCUGGAUUUCCAAUCCAUCGUCACCAAGCAGCUGUCACGGCCACUGCGCAUGCUCUUCACGGAGCCCAUCGUGACGUGCAUCGCGUCCUAUGCCUCCUUCGUCUACGGCGUCAUGUACCUCACCCUCGAGGUGUUUCCAAUCGUCUUCGAAGACAUCCGAGGCUGGGAUCCGCUUGUCGCCUCGCUGCCAUUUCUGGGACUCCUCAUCGGCGUGAUCUCCUCCGUCGGUCUUAAUGUCUGGAACCAGUUCCGCUACAACCGCAUCGCCGAGGCUGCAAACGGCCGGCCCGUCCCUGAAGCCCGGCUACCCCCGAUGGCCUUCGGAGCGCCUCUAUUCGUGAUCGGCGCCUUCUGGUUCGCCUGGACCGCAAAACCUCCCCAUCCAUGGAUCUUACCCUGUCUGGCUGCCCUCUGCCUGGGUGCCGGGUUUAACUGCAUCUUCCAACAGUGCCUCAAUUACCUUAUCGACAUGUACGGCAUCUACGCCGCCAGCGCUACCGCUGCCGUCACCUUUCUCCGCAGCAUCAUGGCCGCGGGGCUUCCCCUGGCGGCUAAGCCUAUGAUCCGUGCGCUGGAUGUCGGUCCCGCCGUCUCGAUCAUCGGCGGCGUGGCCGUUUGCUUGCUUCCCAUUCCGUUCUUGUUUAUGAAGUACGGCCAGCGACUGCGUAGGUACUCGAAGCUUACGCCAGAAAACCUUAAAUAG
Penicilliopsis zonata CBS 506.65 is the source of this 1464-nucleotide messenger RNA. RefSeq lists its product as hypothetical. Bases 1 to 1464 code for a protein of 487 amino acids. The transcript is spliced from 2 exons. Gene Ontology annotation, molecular function: transmembrane transporter activity. NCBI's taxonomy places the organism in Eukaryota, Fungi, Ascomycota, Eurotiomycetes, Eurotiales, Aspergillaceae. The record is from RefSeq and is a predicted model, not a curated record. Gene Ontology annotation, biological process: transmembrane transport.